Molecule: messenger RNA, 2659 nt
Organism: Symphalangus syndactylus (siamang)
Lineage: Eukaryota; Metazoa; Chordata; Mammalia; Primates; Hylobatidae
Gene: ADORA1
Product: adenosine A1 receptor
Biological process (GO): G protein-coupled adenosine receptor signaling pathway
Cellular component (GO): plasma membrane; dendrite; synapse
Molecular function (GO): G protein-coupled adenosine receptor activity
Source: RefSeq, a predicted model, not a curated record
UUCUCCAGGAAUCCCUGGAGCGAGCGGCUGCUGAAGGCGUCGAGGUGUGGGGGCACUUGGACAGAACAGUCAGGCAGCCGGGAGCUCUGCCAGCUUUGGUGACCUUGGGCCGGGCUGGGAGCGCUGCGGCGGGAGCCGGAGGACUAUGAGCUGCCGCGCGGUGUCCAGAGCCCAGCCCAGCCCCACCGAGCGCGGCCCCGAGCUCUGUUCCCUGGAACUUUGGGCACUGCCUCUGGGACCCCUGCCGGCCAGCAGGCAGGAUGCCUUCCAGGCCGCCUACAUCGGCAUCGAGGUGCUCAUCGCCCUGGUCUCUGUGCCCGGGAACGUGCUGGUGAUCUGGGCGGUGAAGGUGAACCAGGCGCUGCGGGAUGCCACCUUCUGCUUCAUCGUGUCGCUGGCGGUGGCUGAUGUGGCCGUGGGUGCCCUGGUCAUCCCCCUCGCCAUCCUCAUCAACAUUGGGCCACAGACCUACUUCCACACCUGCCUCAUGGUUGCCUGUCCGGUCCUCAUCCUCACCCAGAGCUCCAUCCUGGCCCUGCUGGCAAUUGCCGUGGACCGCUACCUCCGGGUCAAGAUCCCUCUCCGGUACAAGAUGGUGGUGACCCCCCGGAGGGCGGCGGUGGCCAUUGCCGGCUGCUGGAUCCUCUCCUUCGUGGUGGGACUGACCCCUAUGUUUGGCUGGAACAAUCUGAGUGUGGUGGAGCGGGCCUGGGCAGCCAAUGGCAGCAUAGGGGAGCCUGUGAUCGAGUGCGAGUUCGAGAAGGUCAUCAGCAUGGAGUACAUGGUGUACUUCAACUUCUUCGUGUGGGUGCUGCCCCCGCUGCUCCUCAUGGUCCUCAUCUACCUGGAGGUCUUCUAUCUAAUCCGCAAGCAGCUCAACAAGAAGGUGUCGGCCUCCUCCGGUGACCCACAGAAGUACUAUGGGAAGGAGCUGAAGAUCGCCAAGUCACUGGCCCUCAUCCUCUUCCUGUUUGCCCUCAGCUGGCUGCCUUUGCACAUCCUCAACUGCAUCACCCUCUUCUGCCCGUCCUGCCACAAGCCCAGCAUCCUUACCUACAUUGCCAUCUUCCUCACGCACGGCAACUCGGCCAUGAACCCCAUUGUCUACGCUUUCCGCAUCCAGAAGUUCCGCGUCACCUUCCUUAAGAUUUGGAAUGAUCAUUUCCGCUGCCAGCCUGCACCCCCCAUUGACGAGGAUCUCCCAGAAGAGAGGCCUGAUGACUAGACCCCGCCCUCUGCUCCCACCAGCCCAUAUCCAGUGGGGUCUCAGUCCAGUCCUCACCUGCCCGCUGUCCCAGGGGUCUCCCUGAGCCUGCCCCAGCUGGGCUGUGGGCCGGGGGCAUGGGGGAGGCUCUGAAGAGAUGCCCACAGAGUGUGGUCCCUCCACUAGGAGUUAACUACCCUACACCUCUGGGCCCUGCAGGAGGCUUGGGAGGGCAAGAUCCUACAGAGGGACCAGGUGUCUAGAGGCAAGAGUGUCCUGAGCCCCCACCUGCCUGACCGUCCCACGAGCAGUCCAGCGCUUCAGGGCUGGGCAGGUCCUGGGGAGGCCGAGACUGCAGAGGAGCCACCUGGGCUGGGAGAAGGUGCUUGGGCUUCUGCAGUGAGGCAGGGGAGUCUGCUUGUCUUAGAUGUUGGUGGUGCAGCCCCAGGACCAAGCUUAAGGAGAGGAGAGCAUCCUGUCUGAGACCAAUGGAAGGAGAGAGAUUGAGGAUGCACUGACCUGUUCUGUAGGAGAGACUGGCCAGAGGCAGCUAAGGGGCAGGAAUCAAGGAGCCUCCAUUCCCACCUCUGAGGACUCUGGGCCACAGGCCAUACCAGGUGCUAGGGUGCCUGCUCUCCUUGCCCUGGGCCAGCCCAGGAUUGUAAGUGGGAGAGGCAGAAAGCGUAGGUUCAGAAAUCAUUUCUGAUAUUUGCUGGAGUGCUGGCUCCACGCCCUGGGGAGUGAGCUUGGUGCGGUAGGUGCUGGCCUCAAACAGCCAUGAGGUGGCAGCUCUGAGCCCUCCUUCUUGCCCUGAGCUUUCUGGGAAGGAGCCUGGAGUGUAAUUACCUGUCAUCUGGGCCACUAACUCCACUGGCCUGCCUGAUGCCAGGCCUGGACUGUCCUAGGUGAUCCCAUCUCUGCUGCUUCUGGGCCUGAUGGAGAGGAGAACCCUAGACAUGCCAACUCUUGGGAGCAUUCUGCCUGCCUGGGAACGGGGUGGGCGAGGGAAAGUGUCUGUAAGGACUCAGUGUUGACUGUGGGCCCCCCGGGGUGGGUUUAGCAGGCUGCAGCAGGCAGAGGAGAGUACCCCCCCGAGAGCGUGUGGGGGAAGGCCUUGCUGUCAUGUGAAUCCGUCAAUACCCCUAGUAUUUGGCUGGGUUUUCAGGGGCUUCGGAAGCUCUGUUGCAGGUGUCGGGGGUUCUAGGACUUUAGGGAUCUGGGGAAGGACCAACCCAUGCCCUGCCAAGCCUGGAGCCCCUGUGUUGGGGUGCAAGGCGGGGGAGCCUGGAGCCCCUGUGUCGGGGGGAGAGGGAAGGGGGGUGGCCGUUGAGUUGACCUUCUGAACAUGAGUGUCAACUCCGGGACUUGCUUCCAAGCCCUUCCCUCUGUAGGAAAUUGGAUGUGCCCUGGCUUCCAAGGGAGGCCCAUGUGACUAAUAAAAAACUGUGAACCCUG